AUGUCUACUCUAACACCCAACACCUCGAUUCCACCCAUCCCUCUAAUCGUAGACAAGAAGAAAUCAUCACUUCUCAAAAGACUCUUCAAACAAAAAGAGCCCCCAUCUGAAGCGCCAGUCCCCUAUACACGUCUAAAAGACGGCGAAAUCCGCCUCGUAAAGCUACAUCCGGGACCGCCCUCCUCCCCCAUAACCCUCACCACAGAAAUCGUCUCAACCUCAGAAGCACACUCGAAUUACACGGCGCUAUCAUACGUCUGGGGCGAUGCCAUAGAUACGCUCCCGAUCCACGUCGACAACCACAUCUUCCACGCAACCAAGAACCUCCACUCCGCGCUCCUGCACAUCCGCGUCAUCCUAGACUCCUCGGACGUGGUACCCCUCUGGAUCGACGCCAUCUGCAUCAACCAGAAUGACACGCUGGAGCGGAACCACCAGGUCGCCCGCAUGCGCGAGAUAUACUCCGCCGCAGACCUCGUACUAACCUGGCUUGGUCCGGACCUCGGCGAUGGCCUGCUCUACCUCCGCGAACUGGGCGACCACGCCUUUUCAAAGUACUUCAUGAGCGGCCCGGAAGACCCGUACGCACCGCCGCAGAUGGUGGGAGAGAGACCUCAAAACCCCGAGAUUCUAACUAGCCACGUCCAGGACCGGUUUGCCGACAUCCGCGCCGCUGUCAAAGUGUAUGUAUCGGUAUAUUGGGAGCGGGUGUGGACGGUCCAGGAGUACUCUGCGCCGACGAAACUCGGCGUCUUCCUGUCGGGCACUGUCUGGAUUGACCGCACCGCGUUUCUGCCGGCUACAACGCUAUACCUCCAGGUCUUUGAGCGAAUGCGCAACUCUCUCCAGCGACAACGCAAGGACUUCUUAUGGAUAGACAUGUCGGUGCGGCAGGUUACAAAGAUUGAAAAGUGGAAUAGGAUGGGGUAUCGACGACUUCGUCUCGAGAAAGGGGUAAACAGUGCAGAAGCGGAUGAUGAUGACGACAACGAAGACAAGACACCCCCGAGGCAAGGUCUGAAAGGGGAAAGCGGACACUUCAACAUCCUCUCCCUCCUCACAUCCUUCCGCCAACUCAACGCAACCGAUCCGCGAGACCGCAUCUACGCGCCCCUGAACCUCGUCCACUCUCACAAAGGCAGCAGCAGCGCGCCGCUCUUCAAAGUAGACUACUCCCUCACGGUCCGCCAACUCUAUACGGCCGUCGCGCGGUACCUCCUGGAAAACAUAGACUUCUGGCCCUUUAGUAUCCUCGAAAUCUGCCGAUACGGUACGUCGCCAGACCUCCCGUCAUGGGUCCCCGACUGGCGCGUUUUUCCGCGGAAAAUAAUCUGCCGCGAUCCCAAGACCGGGCUUUCGGAAGUUUGCGCGAGCCGCGGACUUUCGCCAGCGGACGGCGAGCGGUCAUGGAGCAUUAUCGACGAAGACAAGCUGCAGCUCAAGGGUGUCGUGCGCGUCGACACCGUCACUGAGCUAUGGGAUGUGUUUGAUUCGCGCGACAUGGGCGAGAAAAAGGAGUACCCGACAUACGCCCUGCACAACCCAGGGGAAAAGUAUGAGCCGACGGGAGAAACGGUGCAUCAGGCUUUCCGGGCGGCGGCGGGCGUCGAGACGCAUCCCAAAAUCAUUCAACUUUCGCGCAACGCCUCAAAGUUUCCCAUGUUCAUCCAGGAAGACUGGCAAAUGAACCGGGCAAUGACAGGUCGGCUCAAUCGUCGGCGGUUCGCGCGUACGAGCCGUGGCUUCGUCAGUAUCGUGCCAGAAGAGGCCGAAAAGGGUGACAUUGUAUGGCUCAUCCCUGGAGCCGACAUGUUCUAA
This is a messenger RNA of Colletotrichum truncatum, 1818 nucleotides long. RefSeq lists its product as uncharacterized. The record is from RefSeq and is a predicted model, not a curated record. Lineage: Eukaryota; Fungi; Ascomycota; Sordariomycetes; Glomerellales; Glomerellaceae.